Molecule: messenger RNA, 1181 nt
Organism: Lolium rigidum
Lineage: Eukaryota; Viridiplantae; Streptophyta; Magnoliopsida; Poales; Poaceae
Product: stromal cell-derived factor 2-like protein
Exons: 6
Coding region: 338-991 (217 amino acids)
Source: RefSeq, a predicted model, not a curated record
CAACUCGCAAGGCAAAUACACUUCCAACACAAACUCACUCAAUUCCCCUGCUCUGCUCCUCGCCACACCACACGAGCUCACCGCGGAACGCAGGACGUACGGGCGAACCUUCUAUAGGCUUCCGGCAGACACCGCCGCGGUGGCGCCGUCCACGUCCCAGUCGCCGGGCCUCUCCCGCCGCAAAACCGCAUCAGCCGAGACGAAUUCGUCCGAGGCAGCGGCCACCAGCCUCGCCGGCGCCCUCGCGCGUGAGCGGACAAGGCGUCGCGGCGAGCCGGAGGAGGAGGACGAGGUGCCCUUCUGGCAGAGAACCUGGUUCCUGGCACUGCUGCUGGCGAUGGCUGCCGCGUCCUUGGCGCUCGCGUUGCUGCUCUACCUCGGCCUCGAUUUCCCUGAGGCGUCGCCGGCGCAGUCCUACGCCGCCGAACCGGAUACUGCUGUCGAGAUUUCCUACGGAUCAGUGAUCAAGUUGAUGCAUGAGAGGACCAAGUUUCGGCUGCAUUCCCACGACGUGCCCUAUGGAUCUGGGAGCGGCCAGCAGUCGGUCACCGGCUUCCCCAAUGUGGACGACGCCAAUAGCUACUGGAUCGUGAGACCUCAGCCGGAUACUUCAGCAAAACAAGGCCAUCCUAUAACACAUGGAACAAUCGUAAGGCUUCAACAUAUGAGGACAAGAAAGUGGUUGCACAGUCAUCUGCAUGCUUCUCCCAUUACAGGAAAUUUGGAGGUUAGUUGCUUUGGUGGCGAGGGUGAAUCAGAUACGGGAGAUUAUUGGAUGCUUGAGAUCGAGGGCAGUGGAAAAACGUGGCGGCAAAAGCAGAGAAUUCGAUUGCGCCAUGUUGACACUGGUGGCUAUCUCCACAGCCAUGACAGGAAGUACACCCGCAUUGCGGGGGGGCAGCAAGAGGUAUGCGGGGUUGGCGACAAGCGACCUGACAAUGUCUGGGUUGCAGCUGAAGGCGUCUACCUCCCGGUGAGCCAGCCCAAAUAGCUGAAUUGCUGGAUGAGAGGUGCCAUCACUGAUAGAAUGAUCGCGUAUGAUUCGGGAUACUGGAGUUGUAAUCAUUAGAAAUAUUUGACCAUGCCAAGUUCAGUUCACUUGAGCUAUUAAUGUAAAUUGUAAUGUAAGCUUGCUGCGUAUGAACUGAAGAUCACAUGAUGUAGCUGGUUGCAACUUCUUA